AUGCUUUUUCUCGCUCUUCUCGCACCUCUCCUCCAGCUCGCAGCUGCUGCUCCUACUUUGGAUGUGGCAGAGGGAAGCAGCAAUGAGCUCCUUAAGCGUGGUGAUGGCUCGGGCAUACACCUUGUGAACUGUGACGGCUUUGGAGGCGAGGGUACCAUUGUGCCCCCAAGCUCCCAUGUUGUUUAUUGCGCAAACGAUAGCAACUGCAACUUCUCGCCCUCUGGUGAUAAUAUCUGCACUAUGGGAGUAAACUUUUGGUUUACAUGGGAGGGACAUGCUCAAGCCUGCACAUUCUCUACUGGCGCCAAGUUUUCUUGGUUUAUUGACAGCAACGCACAGUCGCAAGCAAACUUUGCGCAUGUUGGCGAUGGUGGUAACCAGUUCCGGGCCUAUGCGGGUUAUAAGGACGAUAAGCACACGAUGUUUUUCAGGGGAAGUGGCCAGUGCCAUUCUAUUUACUACUUUAUCUAA
Molecule: messenger RNA, 471 nt
Organism: Trichoderma virens Gv29-8
Lineage: Eukaryota; Fungi; Ascomycota; Sordariomycetes; Hypocreales; Hypocreaceae
Exons: 3
Coding region: 1-471 (156 amino acids)
Source: RefSeq, a predicted model, not a curated record